Messenger RNA from Oncorhynchus gorbuscha (pink salmon), 2481 nucleotides. Its product is annotated as shootin-1-like. The transcript is spliced from 16 exons. Bases 276 to 1559 code for a protein of 427 amino acids. The record is from RefSeq and is a predicted model, not a curated record. NCBI's taxonomy places the organism in Eukaryota, Metazoa, Chordata, Actinopteri, Salmoniformes, Salmonidae.
UCCUGAGUCAGAACAGAACAAGGAGACUGUUAUCAGGGAGUCAGAGAACCAGAGGCUAGAACCAGUGGCUAUAGAGCCAUAAGCUAUAGAACCAGAGGCUAUAGAACCAGAGGCUGUAGAACCAGAGGCUACAGAACCAGAGGCUAUAGAACCAGAGGCUAUAGAACCUUAGGCUAAAACCAGAGGCUAUAGAGCCAUAUGCUAUAGAACCAAAGCCUAUAGAACCACAGGCAAUAGAACCAGAGGCGAAAGAACCGGAGGCUAGCUGGGUAAUCAUGUCGUUCCAAGGGGAAAACAGCACUGCUGCAGCUUCGAGUGGAGAAAGAAGUUGCUCCUCUGAAGAUGAAGGAGAUAUUCAGUGUGAGAUUCUGGAAAAGCAGAGGGAUGAGGCCAGUCAGAAGCUGUCGGAGAUGGAGGAAGUAUCCUCUCAGCUGUUGAAGGAGAUGGAUGUUCUAGAGAUGCAGUUCCAGAUUGAACGCUCCUGCAGGGAGAGUGCAGAGGCCCUCGCUGUCAAGGUGACAAAAGAGAACAAGGUUCUGAAGAGGAGGAGCCAAGGUCUGCUGCCACUCCUCCCUAAGCUUCCUGAAUACAUGGCCACCGUGACCUUUGACCUGGAGUCUGACCAGGGGGUCGACCCCAACCCCGAUGGGGACAGCGGUGAGGAGGCUGUGCUGCAAGGACAGGCACAGAUCAGAGAGCUGCAGGCCUCAGUGGAACAGCUGCUGGGGGAGAAGAUGCAGUUGUGUGAGCAGGUCGAUUCACUGAAGAGAGAGCAGAGCCAGCUCGAAGAACAGUUGGCCCUAGAGAUUGGGGAGAAAGAGGCCAUACUGAAGAAACUGUCCAAGCAGAACAAGAACAUGAAUAAGAUGAAGAGAGUAUCCCAUAGUAUCCCAGCUAGUGACAGAGGAGUUCACAGAGAUCCGUCAGAAACUGGACCUGGAACAGGGUCUCAGACAGUGGAACCGACCGAGUGUGCUCUGGAAGAGAGCAGUGUUCUGUCUGAGCUGCAAUGUGUCAGAGGCCAACUGGAGAGCAGUGAGGAGGAGAGGAGGACCAUGGACACCCAGCUCAGGGAGGCUCAGAACACUGUCACCCAGCUUCAGGGGGAAGUGAAACAGCUUGAGGAUAGGCUGAAAGACGCAGAGAAAGACCUGGUUUCAGAGAAGGACAACUCAACCCCUGCACUUCCUCCUCCACUACCUCCUCCUCCUCCUCCACCACCCCUGCCCCCACCGUCCUCCAGUACUGCUGUUGAUCCCUUAGUCGUCCUUCGCAACAAGAGGAAGGAGUCAGCCAACAACAUUGAUAAGAAUAAGCCAGAUCCUACUUUGGACAUGAAGACCCGAGCGGUGGAUGCGAUGAUGGAGAGGAUAAAGAAAGGCAUUGUCCUGAGACCCAGUCAGAGACCACAGGUCGGAUCAGAAGAUGACUGUGCCUGGAGGGACCAGAGGAUUGAGAAGAGAAAGUCAGCCGUGCUGGAGCUGAAAGGAAUGCUGGAUACCAUAAGGCCACAGGAGGGCAUGGCACCAAGGCCACAGGAGGGCAUGGUCACGGAAUAGGUUCAGCCGAAACGUGGGGGAGGCAGAGCUACAGAUGGUGCUACAGAGAAGGAGACGGGCCAUGGCGGAUGGACAGGACACCCUCAGCUCCGCCCCCUCCACUGCCAUAACCCCUACCAAAAUACAAGGCCCCCAGCCGGGCAGUCCAGCAGCAGGAGCACUUCCCUGGGCAGGAGAGAGUGGCAGCACCCCUGCAAAACAGAGAGAAGAGGAACUCCCAUAUCAGAGAAUCAAAACUGAUCAUCUGCCAGGAGAACAUCUGAAAGUUGGGAAAACAGAUGACUAGUUUUGGGAUACUGUACCACAGUGUUUCCCAAACCUCUCCUUGUGUACCCCCAGCUAGUCCACAUAUUUGAUGUAUAUGUGGAACCUUUGCCUUUAAUAAUAAUAGUAACUCAAAUGUGAGAGGCUUGACCUUAAUCUUUGGGUUUUGGAGACCCAAAGGGGUGUGCAUUUCUGUUUUUGCCAUAGCAGCACACUCCUGAUUGAAAUAAUCCAAGCUUGGUGAUGAGUUUAUGACUUGAAACUGCUGUGCAGUGCUAGGGAAAACAAUUACAUUUGGAUCACCAAGACCAGGAUCAGGAAACACUAGGUUAAGGGUAGUAAAGCCAAUGGCAAAGACCUUUCUGUGGCAGUAAGAAUGUACACGGAUAUUCUACUUGUGCUGGAUGUGAGAAAUAACCCAUCCAUGAAUUUCUCUCAAUUCACAUUCAAUGUUGCAACGAGAAAAGCAAAGAGUGAGAAGAAUGUGGUUCUGCAUUGAUGCUCUUAUCGUGGAAUUCUUGGUGCAUUAUUGUCCCGAUGCUCUGAAUACUUGUCUCUUUUUGUGUGGGGGUCACUUCACUCUAAUACCUGCUAUGCUUCAGCUGUGUAAAAAAAACAAUAUACUUCAAAGUGGAAAUAAUACAAUAUUUUAUUCACA